Hyphopichia burtonii NRRL Y-1933 is the source of this 787-nucleotide messenger RNA. RefSeq names its product SNAP receptor. The coding region runs from base 389 to 724 and encodes 111 amino acids. Gene Ontology annotation, biological process: vesicle fusion; vesicle-mediated transport. Gene Ontology annotation, cellular component: SNARE complex; plasma membrane. Lineage: Eukaryota; Fungi; Ascomycota; Pichiomycetes; Serinales; Debaryomycetaceae. The record is from RefSeq and is a predicted model, not a curated record. The transcript has 2 exons. Gene Ontology annotation, molecular function: syntaxin binding; SNAP receptor activity.
AAACAAAAAAAAAAUGGUAUUUUUAAAUAAAAGGACACCAAAGCAAAUCAUAUACUGUUUUUGAUUUUGUGGUGAUAUUUUCACAAUCACCUAUUUAGGUAUAUUAAAUGGCCGGUGCACUGUAGUAUAUACCAAAAUGCCUGGGUAUACCUGGAGGUUCAUAUACAGACAUGUAUAUAUCCAUAUGGAUAUGUAUGUGAAAAGACAUCUAUACGACCAUAUGGGUGGUCGGAGUAGAAACCCCUUUACACGGUUUGCAGGUUAGGCGUAGGAAAAGUGCAGGUUGAGACCCACAAAAGAUAGACAAAAAAAGAUCACCAAUAAAAAAAAGAGACCAAGUACUUACUUAACAGACUUAUUUAAGCUAUUAGGCCAAUCAAUUAGCAAGAUGUCAUCAUCCGUUCCAUACGAUCCAUAUAUUCCGAACCAAACCACUGGUGAACAGUCCAAUUCCAGGACUGCUGCCAUUCAAGCACAAAUCGAUGAUACGGUGGGAGUUAUGAGGGAUAACAUCAAUAAGGUUGCCGAAAGGGGGGAGCGUUUGGACUCGAUUGAAAAUAAAACUGAUAAUUUAGCCAUUAGCGCCCAAGGUUUUAGAAGAGGUGCUAAUCGGGUAAGAAAAGAUAUGUGGUGGAAAGAUAUGAAGAUGAGAAUGUGUCUUAUAUUGGCAGUUAUCAUUAUACUUAUUGUUAUUAUAGUUCCUAUUGCUGUUCAUUUCUCUUAAUUUUAGUCUAGUUUUUUUUUUAAUCAAAUUUUAUUUAAUUUCAAUUGAUGGUUGAAAUGAUUU